Molecule: messenger RNA, 2436 nt
Organism: Candida tropicalis MYA-3404
Lineage: Eukaryota; Fungi; Ascomycota; Pichiomycetes; Serinales; Debaryomycetaceae
Gene: FLC2
Product: flavin adenine dinucleotide transporter
Exons: 1
Coding region: 1-2436 (811 amino acids)
Biological process (GO): transmembrane transport; fungal-type cell wall biogenesis
Source: RefSeq, a predicted model, not a curated record
AUGCUAUUUUUUAAAUCAUUUAUACUCAUAUGGGUGACAACGUUGUUGUCCCUAACUCAUGCUGCAAGAUAUAUUAAAUCUUCAUCCCUUUUAACAUGUAUGGACAAUUCACAAUUCACAGCUUCCUUCUUUGAUAUCGUCUUUUUUCCUGGUAAUAACACUGUAUAUUUCAACGUCGUUGCCUUAUCCUCCAUUGAUAAUAAAACCGUUGGUGCCAAUGUCAAUUUGAUUGCUUAUGGUUUAAAUGUUUUGCAAAGAAAUGUUUCAUUAUGUGACAUUGAUUACGAAAAUAGUGCAAACCUGAAAAAUAACCCGCUUUGUCCAUUAACUAGUGGUCACUUGGACUUGGAUUCUAGUUAUAAGCUUGGUACCUCCGUUACUAAGGACAUUCCUGGUAUUGCUUAUACCAUUCCUGAUUUGGACGCCAGAGUUAGAGUUGUCGUUUACGACACUGAUACAUAUGAACAAUUGGCAUGUGUAGAAACGACUUUAUCCAAUGGUAGAACUGUCCAAACCAAGUAUGCUGCUUGGCCAAUUGCUGCUGUUUCCGGUUUGGGGGUUAUCACCUCGGGUGUUGUUUCUGUCAUUGGCCAUUCCAAUACUGCAGCCCAUAUUGCUUCCAAUUCUAUGUCUUUGUUUGUUUAUUUCCAAUCCUUGGCUAUCACUGCCAUGAUGGCUGUUGCCAGAGUCCCACCAUUGGCUGCAGCCUGGGCUCAAAAUUUCAUGUGGUCCAUGGGUAUUGUCAGAGUUGGAUUUGUUCAAGAUAUCGCCAACUGGUAUGUUCAAUCAACAGGUGGUACUUCUACUGAUAUUUUAAAAUCUUCUUAUCUUUCUAUUUCCGUGCAAAAAUUUGCAAAGAAGUUUGUUAAACGUUCUAGUACAUAUAUUAUGGAUAGUUUCUUUGAGAAUCUGCCAGAGAUUGUUAGUCACUUGACUAAGAGGGCUAAUAUCAUGUUGGAUUCUGAUUCAUUUGGCUACUCAGAUUCAUUGGAUCCUGAUUUAUACUCAACAGAUGAAAAAGCCUCCGAUUUGGCAGGUAAAAUUUUGGUGUUGAGAGGUAUCCAAAGAGUUGCAUAUUUAGCGGGAAUUGAAAUUACCGAUUUAUUUAUGACUGGUAUUCAAUUUUUGUUUUUCUUCAUAUUUGUCAUGGUUGUUUGUUUGAUGUUGUUUAAAGCUGUCAUUGAGAUUUUGAUUCGAAGCAAAGUUAUGAAUGAAGGUAAGUUUAAUGAAUAUAGACAACAAUGGGGUUUUAUUAUUAAAGGUACCUUGUACCGUUUAUUGGUGCUUGCCUUACCACAAAUCAGUUUAUUGUGUAUUUGGGAAUUUACCUCAAGAGACUCUGCGGGAACUGUUGUCGUUGCCGUAUUUUUAUUAGCUGUCACUGUUAUUUUAUUAUUGCAAGCUUCGAUUAGAGUCUGGAUCAUGGGUAGAAAAUCAGUACGUCAAUUCAACAAUCCAGCUUAUUUGUUAUUUGGAGAUGGUAAAUUCUUGAAUAGAUUUGGUUUCCUUUAUGUCCAAUUUCGUGCCGACAAAUAUUGGUUCAUUUUGUUUUCAUUGACUUAUAUUUUCCUCAAGUCUUUAUUUGUGGCUGUUUUGCAAGAGCACGGUAGACCACAAUCCGUUAUCGUUUGGGUUAUUGAAUUAAUUCACAUGGUUGUUGUGAUUUGGAUUCGUCCAUUUAUGGAUAAGAGAACCAAUGCGUUCAAUAUUACCAUCAGUGUUAUUAAUUUCAUCAAUGCGUUAUUUUUCAUGUUUUUCUCCAUGGUGUUCAAUCAACCAAAUGUUGUUUCUUCAGUUAUGGCUGUGGUUUAUUUUGUUUUGAAUGCUGUAUUUGCCUUGUUUUUGUUGUUAUUCACCAUUAUUACCUGUGUCCUUGCCUUGUUGUACAAGAACCCAGAUACCAGAUACCAACCUAUGAAGGACGACAGAGUUUCAUUCUUGCCAAGAUUUGACAACUCUAAAGGUGAUUUGAGUAAAGGAGGCAUGAAUGGAAGCGGUGAAGAUAUGGAAUUGAUGGCAUUGGGUGCCACUGCAAUGAAGGGUCAUGAACACAGUAAACCAAUUGACAAGCAACAAGGAACAACGGUGCUUGAAGAUGACGAUUCCUAUGAUGAAGGUUCACCAUCAUACCGUAAUCCUAGUGGGCCAGGAGGUGCAGCUUUGACCAACACUUCCUCCAAUUAUGAUAGAGAUUCAAUAAGUUUCAUGGAACCAACGGAGCCAAAUUCCACCAUUGUUGGUAAUCCAUAUAAUGCUGUACCGCCAUCGUCUUCUGGUGGUAGAAGCGCAACCAGCAAUUCUGGGUUCAGCUAUGGUACAACAGGAAUGUACACCGGAAGCGUAGCUUCACCACAAAAUCAAUAUUCACAAAGAUAUGGAGCAAGGCAGGAUAAUAGUGGUUUUUACAAUAAUGAUAGCAGAACCAAUUUUAAUUAA